CCCAGAUGAAAACUGAUCCAAUCUGCGUUUUAACGACCCUCAGCCAAUAAUCUGUAGGUUCUGGGUCCGGGCUGCCAGGCGUCAGCGGCCGCUGCACUGGGGGCGCCGCUGCAUUGGGGGCGCCGCUGCAUUGGGGGCGCCGCUGCAUUGGGGGCGUCGCUGCAUUGGGGGAGUCGCUGCAUUGGGGGCGUCGCUGCAUUGGGGGCGCCGCUGCAUUGGGGGCGUCGCUGCAUUUGGGGCGCCGCGCGGCUGCAUUGUAGCGCCUGAGGGCAGAGCUCCCAGUCAGUAUAUAUCCCAGCGCUGGCUGCUGCGCUCCCAUUUGAGCGGGACGCGCCGCCCUGCUGCUGCUGCUGCUGCUGCUGCUGCAGAGACGUGACAGAACCUCAUCAGGACGAGUCCAGCUUCUGCAGAGGAAAUCAGCUGAAGCUUUUCUCAGGAGUGACAGAAAGUUUAACAAGAUGUUCUUCAUUUCACAAGACUGAAGAAAAAUCUGCAUCAAAUGAAACAAAGUUCCUAGAAUAACUUUUAUUGCACCUGCGAUUGAAAUCACCGUUAAUCAUGUCAAAGGAUGAAGCUUGCAAAGUUUCGUCUGCCGGCAAACACAAGGAGCGAAAACCGAAGAAGCCGCACUACAUCCCGCGACCUUGGGGCAAACCCUACAACUAUAAAUGCUUUCAGUGUCCCUUCACCUGCAUGGAGAAAUCCCACCUGUACAACCACAUGAAGUACAGCCUCUGCAAGAACUCACUGUCUCUGCUCAUAGAGUCAGACUGGCCCUACAAGAAGGGCAACAUCCUGCACCCGGACCAGCUGCGGCCCUUCCAGCAGGCGCACGGCCUGCACGCUGCGGGGAAGGAUGAACUGGAGCAGGUAAUCUGCAGCCAGGAGAAGCAGGGCCAGCGGAGGUCUGAGGAGGAGGACGGCGAGGGCAGAGAGACUCAGGGAGCGGAGGACGAGGAGGAGGGAGGGCGAGAGGAGCGCCCAGACAUCAGCGGAUCGGCCAAAGCUGCUUCCAGAGAGGAGAAUCCAACCCAGAGGAGCAAACAGCCGGAGUCAGAGCUGCUGAUGGCUGACAUGCUUUCUCUGGAAGAUCAGCUGCUGCGAGCUCGUUCUGCAGAGGUGGAGGCCCAGCUCAGGCACUACAAGCUCCCCAAGACAUGCCUGGCAGGUCCGGGGCUUCUGUCGGAGCAGUGGCGGCUGUUUGCGUCCAGCCACUCCAAAGCUAAAGCAGAAGGCGCGCAGCAGCGAGUCAGCGGUUCAAUUCCCUGCUACCCUCCUCCGAGCAACCCGGUGGACUACCAGGACCCCGGCGGACUCAACCUGUCGGUGCUGGGCGUCGGCUAUCCCAUCAGCCCCGGCUGGCUCUCCUACAUGAACUCAGCCGUUCCGACGGGGGCGUCCAGCGUCGCCGCUCAGGCCCAGUUCACACAGCUUCCCUUCCUGGCAUCGGCUGCUCAGCUGGUGCACCCGGCGUCCGGCACGCAAACAGACCGAGCGCUCAUCCCCCCUCGCCUCUACUACCCCUUCCUGUGUGAGCACACCUUCGGACCAGCGGCCGCUCAGAGCGACACUGGCAAAUCCCUGAAGACGCCAUCAAGCAGCGGAGAUUCAAGCGCUCUGACUGGCUUCCAGCCUAAAGUGGGUUUGUGGAAAGUUCCUGCUUUGAGGCCGGGGAACACGGCGUCCCCUGCUGGCUGGGUGUCGCCUCAGAGACACUCGCCUGACCAAGACCACAGAGGCGGGGAGAAGAUCCAAGCCACAGCCAAGGAAGGCAAAACGACCUGUGGACUGAAGAGGCCUGGAGGUCCGAUCAGAGGUCCUGAGUCCCCGGGGGACAGGAAGCAAAGCAUGGGCUUCACUUUGGACCUUCUGAGGAACAUCCAGACUGGAUCCGCUGACAAACAUCUCCUACAAAUAAGUUUACAGGAUUCCCAGGAUUCCCAGCUCCAGAACCGGCCCAGUGACCACUGGUACAACAAAACCCUCAUCAGCCCCAGCAGGGAGACGGUUUCUCUGUCCGCUGGGGCCAACAGCCAAGGACGGAGCAUGGCGGACGGAGCUUCAGAGUCGGUGGCCGUUCUCCUCACCGAUCUCUCCAAGGCUCUGCAGCAGUACCAGGAGGCCGAGCGGAAGAUCUCCCACCUGGAGAAGGAGGACCUUCCCGCCCAGCGACAACUGUGGGAGCACCUGAACAAAAUCCGCAGCGAGCUCUCCCACAUCCACCAGGCGCUGGAGCGCACGGCCGGCCAGAGCGACGGACCUCUGGACCUGUCCGUGAAGAAGGAGUCAACAGACGCACCAGGCGAGCAAACUGUUGGACAAGAUGGCGGCCUUAAGGCCAGCGCCAUGGAGACGGAGGAGGAGGAUGAGGAGGAGAAGAAGGACGAGGGAGAAGAGGAGGACGAGAGCGAGAGGAAGCUGAUUAGGGCGUCUCUGGAGAAGCGUAAGCAGUCGCUGGACAUGCUGAUCAAGAUGAACCAGGUGUCGGCCGUCAACACUGAGGUUCUGCCGCCGGGCGGUCUCGGUCUGAGGUCGGCUGAGGCGCUGUGGCCCAGCAGAACCACCAAGUGUGAAGCAGAUUCCAGCGUCUUGCUCUGCCCCGACGGCCGAUCCGUCGUGUUUACCGACAUCCCGGCGUCCGUCAAACCGCCGAAGAGACCGUCGUCCCUCCAGCGGCUGGAGGCCCAGUGUCCGCCGAGCCCUUUAGCGCCCCCCGAUGGCUGAGCUCCUCACAGACCAACAGAAUGAAGACGUUUGGUUUCUCUAAUUGAGGAUCAUGCAGACAGACAAUGUUGUGACCAAGUGUGUAAAAUAAUGUAAAUGAAAUAAAUGUAAUUAGUGGAAAAUGCUUUAAAGGGGAAA
Molecule: messenger RNA, 2862 nt
Organism: Poeciliopsis prolifica (blackstripe livebearer)
Lineage: Eukaryota; Metazoa; Chordata; Actinopteri; Cyprinodontiformes; Poeciliidae
Gene: prr35
Product: proline rich 35
Exons: 4
Coding region: 559-2724 (721 amino acids)
Source: RefSeq, a predicted model, not a curated record